Racocetra persica is the source of this 1307-nucleotide messenger RNA. The record is from the annotation of a GenBank genome assembly. Lineage: Eukaryota; Fungi; Glomeromycota; Glomeromycetes; Diversisporales; Gigasporaceae.
CAGUUGAAACACAGUCGAUUCUUUUAAUUUAUACAUAUGUAGAAUUGUCACAAAUUGUAUUAAUAUGGCUUAUUCCUCCACACAAAGACAAAUCUAUUUUUGCAACUUCCGUACCAUUUAAUCUGGAGAUAAUUAAUGACAUGGAGAAUGAGAUGGAUGAGGUGUUGAAUUUUCGAGGUUCACGUGGUAGCAACUUGUAUAGUGAUAAUGUUGAAAAUUCCGAUAAAAUUGAAUCAUGUACAUCUUGUCUUAAAGAAUUAUCAGAUGCUCUUCUUCAACCAGCAUGGCAAUAUCUUCAAGAUUGUAAUUGUAAAAAUCUUGUGAUAUUCCCUCAAGGUCUUUUACAUAAUAUUCCAUUCGCAGCAUUACCAGUACCAGGCCAACCCCAAAAUCAUUAUCUAAUUAAAGAAGGAUAUACAAUUUUGUUUGGUUUUUCGAUUAUUAUAUUCCGGUAUCUUAAUACCAGUUCCGAAUCUAACCAAAAUAUUUUACAAAUGCCCCCUGAUUAUGCGACUGUUGUGGGUUAUCCAUCCGUUCAUGAAAACUUGACAGAAAAUUUUGGACCUUUAAUCAAUAUGAAACGAGAAUGUGAAAAAGUAGCAUUUCACUUAAAUUCAUCACCAUUAACAGAUAUUCAUGCUACCAAGAAAGCUGUACUAAAUGAAGUUAAGAAUGCAUCUAUUAUUCACUUUGCUACUCAUGGUUCUCUCAAAAUAAAAUUCUUAAGAGAACCACCUCCAUUUGUUCGUGGAGCAUUGUUAGUAUCAUGGAAUCCGGAAGAAAGUGAGGGAAGCUUUGAAGAAGGAAGGGAUCCGUUUGUAAAAGAACCACCUGGUGAAAUGCUAGGAGAAUCACUAUACCCUUUACAUUUAUAUUUAGAAGAUUCAUAUGAUGAAUGGGAUGCAGUGGUAGAUUCUUACGAAAGUCAGCAUUUUAUUUUUGCAACAGAAUUAGCAGCUAAUAUUCGAAAGGAGUGCACUUUCGUUGUCUUGGGAGCAUGUAAUUGUGGUGGAGGACAGAUGGCAGCAGAAAGUGUUAUCGGAUUUACACGAGAGCUUUGUGCUUCUGGCGUUCGGCUUGUAUUGGCGAGUCCACGAAAGGUUAUUGAUGACGUCACAGCUAAAUUAAUGGAUAUUUUUUACCUAGAAUUAAAAAAUGGAGGUCGAGUAACUGAAUGUUUAAACAAAGCAAUGUGUCACUUUAUUAAUUCUCAUCCGGCAUAUUGGUGCUCCUUUGUUCUUACUGGUGCGGAUUUGUUAGUAAAAAAGAAAGGUGAGAUCAAUGCUUCACAAGAACUAAACAUAUAG